Messenger RNA from Epinephelus fuscoguttatus (brown-marbled grouper), 3333 nucleotides. Its product is annotated as gap junction delta-3 protein-like. Lineage: Eukaryota; Metazoa; Chordata; Actinopteri; Perciformes; Serranidae. The transcript has a single exon. Gene Ontology annotation, cellular component: connexin complex. Gene Ontology annotation, biological process: cell communication. The record is from RefSeq and is a predicted model, not a curated record. The coding region runs from base 5 to 862 and encodes 285 amino acids.
AAUCAUGGGUGAAUGGGGCUUCCUCGGUGGGCUCUUUGAUAGCCUCCAGGCCCACUCGCCGAUGCUUGGCCGUUUCUGGCUCUUACUCAUGCUUGUCUUUAGGAUACUGAUCCUGGGAACUGUAGCCAGCGACCUGUUUGAGGAUGAGCAAGAGGAGUUCGCCUGCAACACCCUCCAGCCGGGCUGCAAACAGGUGUGCUACGACAUGGCCUUCCCUAUCUCCCAGUACAGGUUCUGGGUGUUCCACAUUGUCCUGAUCGCCACACCUUCCCUGGUUUUCCUCAUGUAUGUCAUGCAUCACCACAACAAGAGGACCAGCAACUCCAAAUCCAGCCAGGUUACCGCCCAGGACUACAGAGAAGACCUCCGGUUAAGGAGGCUUUACAUUGUCAACGUGGCUUUCCGCAUCGUGGCGGAGAUUGGCUUUCUAGUGGGCCAGUGGCUGCUGUAUGGCUUCAAGGUGGAGGCCCAGUUCGUCUGCAGUCGCUUUCCUUGCCCCCACACAGUGGACUGCUUCACCUCCCGCCCUGCAGAAAAAACAGUCUUCCUCUGCUUCUACUUCAUCGUAGGGGUGAUAUCAGCUAUUUCCAGCAUCGCAGAGCUUUUCUACAGCUCCGCAAAGUGGUUCUGCUCAAGCCAGAAGCCCUUCAUCCCGGAACGUUCCUGCAUCUGUCAGAACCUCCACAACAGCAAGAAAGAGGAGGUGGAAGCAGAGGAGAAACCACAAGGAAAGAAGGUGUCAGAGAGCACCUUGAGGCUGAAGGGAGGAUCACUGAGGAGCAGCGCAAGCAGGAAGGGCUACAGCAUCGGCCACAAACACAGGGGCAGCAAAUACGUGAGCAGCAGGACAUUUAUGGUGUGAGAGGGCCUUGAUUGUAACACACUGCAAUUUAUUAUUUUAUCUAAAUUUCAUAAUGAUAAUCCCUAUGCCGCUUCACUAAAAAGUAUCUCGCUGUUGAUGACUUUCAUGAUGAGAGACAUCAUAAGGAAACGCUCAGGAGACAGUCCUAAGAUCAGGAAGUAAGCAAAGACAAAAAAAGACUGAUGGUUGUGAUAAGGCGGACACAUUGUUGACUUGUGUGGUUUGAUGAAUCAUUACAGACCAUAAACAAGUUCAGGAGGGGGAAGACUCUGGAUUACACUUGAUUCUUUGUUUCACAGAGAACUGAUUGUACAUUCUUGUGCCACACCUUUAACGGAAAACCAGUGAACAUUGUGAACGUUGGAUAGGGUGUCUCUAUGUCCUUAAAGAACUUAAAUUCAAUUAUAUAAAUAUUACACCUUAAAAUUCUUUAAAUAGUCUUGAAUUUCAAUUUUAUUUCCACGUUUUACAAAUCUAUAAAUCUACAACUGAACCUAAUGCUGUCUUUUUACUUCACACUUAUACUUACCCGUUGGCAGAACCUGACUCACUCUAAUAACCAUAUUCCUGCAUAACACCUACCUCUGCAUGGAACCACAUAUAUACUGCAUAUCUUUAUAGGAUUAAGAUAAACUGGUCUGAUAUGAUUAGGAUGGGCACAGCAAAGAUAAAAAAAAUCACUAGUCCCAGAACCUGCGAGGUAAGCCAUGAUCUUCUGUUUCUGGUUGUAAGAGUGCUGCAGCUAAAACAACAGGAGUAUGACAACAAGGUGGUUGUAGGAUGUUACAUUUUAUUAAUUUCCUGAUUUCUAAUACACUUCACUUUUUAUGGGAAAGGGUUUUGAGUGAGUACUUAUUGCAUUCAGGAGGAAUGGGACAUUUUUCUAAGGUGAGACCAGCUUGUUUUUAGGCUACCAGGUGCCAUGCAAUCAUGACUUGGGUUAUUGUGUGCCACCCUGUAACAUUACAUUUUAAAUAUUUUUGUCACUUAAAAAAUAUUAACUCAAUGUCAGCCAAAAUAGUUGAGAAUUAGCCAUCAGUGUUACACACACACAAGCACACACACACACACACAUGGCACCAAGGAAGCAGGUGUCAAAGGAACAGGGAAAGCACGGGAGAAAAGGUGGAAGACCUUUUAUAAUGAAUAGCUAGGUUACAUUAAUGAUUUACUGAACUAAUGACUAAACCGAUACAUGUGUUGGGUGUCCUUGCUAAUCAACCAAAAAGUGUCUCAAAUUAUCUGACAUCACCCUACUUACCCGCAAUGCUUAGACAAGAAAAAGUUGAUUUGUCUAAAAAUCAGUUUUUAAAUUUUGCGAAAAUGUCUCAAAAUCCACGUGUACAUGAAAAUAAGUCUCUCUGUGAGUUGGAAACUUUUUCUUAUCUUUACUUUAGUGUGUAAUUUUGCUUAUAAGAAAAAGUUAUUGAUUCUUUCAGAGGGUUAGAACAGCUCUAGACAUCUCUCAUGUUUCUGUGGUUAGUAUAAAACUGUGACCAGCAGCAGGCUAGCUUAGCUUAGCUUAGCUAAGCACAAAGACUAACAGGGGGAAACUGGCUGGCUCUGUCCAAAACGCACAAAAUCUGCUAACCAUGUUAUAUCUUGCUUGUUUAAUUACAAAAACAAAAAAAAGUGUAAAAACAAUACAUUAUGGACCAGUUUUUACGACUAUUUUUGGGAGCCAUAACUUUCUGGAGCUAGCUGUUUCACCCUGUUUCUGGUCUUUGAGCAAAACUAAGCUAAAUCACUGCCAGUGGCAGCUUAAUAUAUACUGUACAGACAUGAAAGUUUGAUCAUCUGGUGUAACAGUUAUUGUGACAGAAAACGGAGGCAUUAACAGCAGUGAAUAGGCUAAAAUAAAACUUUAGCUGCACUGAUCAGUCCGGUUUUAUUGUUUGCUCAUGUAUCUAUAACACAGUCAUGAAUGAAUGGAUGCACAGAAGCUUUUGUGAGAUCAGUUAUGUUUCAUCCUCUUUACUUUUGACUUUGACAUGAUAAACAUUAACAUAUUUAAUAAUGUUUGUCAACUGACUUUGCUGUUUUUUUUAUUGGCACAUUUGUAAUGAAUAUUUAUGUGUACCAUAUUUUUUAAAGUGCAUUGUAAAUGGGCCAGUUGAGUGCAAAGCACGUUGUGCAGUAGGCUGUGACAUAACUGUGAGUCUACAGUAUGUUUCUGUUUGUUUGAGACACUGUUCUUGAGAGGUGUAAACUGCAUGUCAGAAACAAGCUGAGUAGAUUUUUUUUUUUCAAAUUCAUUGAUGCUCAGGCUGUGAAACAUAAACCAACUUCUUACUUUGUUCGUCAUGCAGCUGCAUGUGGACAAUUCUAUGUUAUUCUGCCAUAUUAAUUUACAUUUUUAAAUCACUCUGUUCUUAACUGCAUCCUAACCUGCCUGUACCUGUAAAGGACUCUGAUCAAACCAGCCUCCUAUCAUCACAACUCACCUGCAGAACAUCAGUAUUAAAGGUCUC